UCGCAUCGCCGCAGCGCUUUCCGAUCGAGCUCAUUCUGUCUGCCCCCCACCGCCCCCGUUGCGUUUCGGAGAUUAGGUAGGAAGCGAGCCUACUAGCGAGUGAGAAGCCACAGCCCGGCCGCGCGAACGAGGGUUUUGAUCCGAUGGCCGGCGCCGGGGCGGACGGGGAGCGCAGGAUCGGGGUGGCGAUGGACUACUCGGACAGCGCCAAGAAGGCGCUGGAGUGGACCGUCGACAACCUGCUCCGCCACGGGGACACCCUCGUCGUCGUCCACGUCCUGCACCACGGCGGGGAGGAGGCCAAGCACACGCUCUGGGCCAAGUCCGGAUCCCCGCUGAUCCCGCUCUCCGAGUUCCGGGAGCCCGAGGUGAUGAAGAACUACGGCGUCAAGGCCGACGCCGAGGUGCUCGACAUGAUCGACACGGCGGCGCGCCAGAAGCAGCUUAAGGUGGUGGCCAAGCUGUACUGGGGCGACGCCAGGGAGAAGCUCUGCGACGGCGUCGAGGAGCUCAAGAUCGACUCCCUUGUCAUGGGCAGCCGCGGCCUCGGCCCGAUCCAGAGGAUCCUCAUGGGAAGUGUGACAAACUACGUGCUGUCGCACGCACCGUGCCCAGUGACAGUCGUCAAGGGGAAGUAAUGACCAGGCCAGCCUACCAGCGAUAUGAUUGAGGAUACUAGCAUGCAGUUUGUGUGGGUUAAGCACUGUGAUCGGUGUUGUUACUGCAUUUGAAUAAAGUGUGUCUUUUAUUAUUUGUGAUGCUGCAGCUUUCAGAAACCCUCCUGACCGUGUCUCUAGUCUGUGAACGAUAGAUGCUAAUGUGCUCACCUGCGUGCAUCCCUUCUUAAUUAUUCAGAUCGAAUUUGAGGUUUCA
Molecule: messenger RNA, 873 nt
Organism: Panicum hallii
Lineage: Eukaryota; Viridiplantae; Streptophyta; Magnoliopsida; Poales; Poaceae
Product: universal stress protein PHOS32
Exons: 4
Coding region: 144-638 (164 amino acids)
Source: RefSeq, a predicted model, not a curated record